CCGUUGAUGGUCUUUGUUCCCGACUCAGGGUGGUUCGAUACCUCCUCGAGGCUCGUAAUCGAUUAAAACCAGAUCUAAUUUCUUGUAGUCCGUUAACGAGCCCUUGUUCUUUGAGCGUCUGUACCGUCUACGAAAAUAGGAAAUCUUGCCAUCGGUGGUCCUUCUAUGAUCCAGAUCCUAGCCACGCCCCUUGUUUGUCACCAAAAACCGGACUUAAGAUGUUAUCAUCUGUGCCUAUAAAUGUCACACCUUGAAUAAAAGCCUCCAUCAACCUUUAUCUCAACCAUCUAUAUGUCACCGCAGCCACUCACUGCUGAAGCCCUGGAGGCUCACAACUUUCGAUAUGCAGUUCAAUCGGCACUUCAAAGCUACGAGAAACAAGUCACCCAAUGGAAAGAAUGCGGAUCGUCAAAGACAGACAUUGUAACUAUCCGUUGCGACGGCUGUAAACAUCGUUUCCAGGCACCAGAAAUAAUGAAGAUGAAUUUACUAUGCCCUAGUUGCAUGUGCCAUGAGGCGGAUUCUUUGAUGAAUACACGGAUGAAAAACUCGCGUGAUGAAAACGACUAUUCGCCUUGGCAUAGCACUUGCCCUUGCAAGCGACCCCUGCGCUCCUUUGUUCUUGGCACUUGCACGUCACCUUGCCUAAAUGACCCUUAUUUGAGGGCCGAAGGAUACGAUCGAUUAAUUGCUAAAUAUCACAAAGCCCUGAGCCUUCUCGAGGACUCCCGAUAUCAGCUCUAUUGUUUCCUCUCUUUUCAGCCACUUCCCGAAAGACAUGAGAAAUAUUUAUCGUCCGGAAACGAGUCGUUCAUCGAGAAGCAGUGGCCGGGUCUUCCUGAUUCGGUCAACAUGGAAGCGACGGAGAUUAGUCGGGAUGACUACCAGUUCAUGCAGAGAGCCCUUCGAAAUGUGAUUGGGGAACUGUAUACUUUGGAGCAAAUGAAGUUCAAAGCUAUUUCGCAGACGUUUAUGAGACACUUUCCAAAGGAAUUACAACGAUCCUUUGGUAAUGACGCUCUGGUUCCUAGCCCGCUUUUGAACCAUCGAGACAUGGCUCUAAGUAUAUGGACACGAUCUCGAAACGAAGGAGACUGGUGGUGUUCUGCGAAGAAUAAAUAUCUUUCACCUCCGGACAGUUUCAGGGAGUAUUGCGACCGUGAACAUCCUGAACCAACCGAAAACUGGUAUUUCGAGAUUUGGCGUCGAUACAAGGAUUUUGAAGGUAGCCAAGACGUAGCGCAGGGGCGUGUGCCAUUAUUGUUGGUAACGAAUGGUGGCUCUCAGACAAGCGAAGAAGUAACGCUCCCCAGUAAACGCACAAAGAGGCCCCGCAAGCGCCAACGAUUGCCAUCACAGACGACUACAAUUACAAGAAUGAUCCUCGAUAUUUUAUGAUGAUGUACAACUCCUCUUUGAUGUAGUUACAGAAAGACGGGUACUCUCGUGGGUCCUUGCAUAUAGUCGCCUGUUCCAGCUUUCUACCGUGCCACAGCAACCAAAGCAGCUGGUUUCUCAGCUUGCUAGUUGGAAACUACUGCGUAUCCCGUAAGAUCUAAAGGGCUAUCAUAAUUAAUGUAUGUAUGAAUUUUAAUGUGAAUAUACUUGGUCCUGCAGUCGAAUACACUAUCGAUUUCUUAGAAGG
This is a messenger RNA of Desarmillaria tabescens, 1645 nucleotides long. RefSeq lists its product as uncharacterized. The coding region runs from base 292 to 1398 and encodes 368 amino acids. NCBI's taxonomy places the organism in Eukaryota, Fungi, Basidiomycota, Agaricomycetes, Agaricales, Physalacriaceae. The transcript is spliced from 7 exons. The record is from RefSeq and is a predicted model, not a curated record.